Messenger RNA from Gigantopelta aegis, 7925 nucleotides. Its product is annotated as zinc finger protein rotund-like. Gene Ontology annotation, biological process: central nervous system development; regulation of transcription by RNA polymerase II. Gene Ontology annotation, cellular component: nucleus. NCBI's taxonomy places the organism in Eukaryota, Metazoa, Mollusca, Gastropoda, Neomphalida, Peltospiridae. Gene Ontology annotation, molecular function: DNA-binding transcription activator activity, RNA polymerase II-specific; RNA polymerase II cis-regulatory region sequence-specific DNA binding. The record is from RefSeq and is a predicted model, not a curated record. Bases 858 to 2270 code for a protein of 470 amino acids. The transcript has 8 exons.
GGAUAGCACUUACCACAGCCUUUGAUAUACCAGUGUUUAUUUAAAAGUUUAGGUUUUUUUUAUCAGUUUCAUUUGUUUUAUUUACAAAUAAUAAACAGCUGAAUUUGUCAGUCAUAUCCAUUGCUGUUAAUUUUACUGGAUCUCGGACUAGAACUCUCUUCUUUAUAAGCUAAUAGGUAUAAAUUACAGGUACAAGCUCACAACUAAAAAGUACCAGUGUCCAUGCACACUCCAAGACAUUAUCCAUGAAGCUAAAAAAACAGAAAAAAAAAAAAAAAAAAAAAAAAAAAAAAAAAAAAAAAAAAAAAAAAAAAAAAUACGCCAACAAAAAACACCAGCUUGAUUUGUGCAACUGGGCCUAGCUACAGCCUGUAUAGUAACUGGGUGAGUCUAAUAAUUGUGCAGGGGAGACCAGCUUUAUGAUGUAACUGGCUUGAAAAAAAAUGUUUGGUGGCACAGACGUGUGUAUUCGGUUGGCAACAUUACGUAUGUAGAGAAUAUUGUUUUUAUGCACCGCCAGGCCACUAAUGAUAUUAUCAGGUAUGUAAUUGGAGCAUAUUUUGUGAGAAUGAUUUUGAUUUUUUUUUUUUAUUAAUUAAAAUAUAUCUUUAAAACUGUCUUGAGCUGUGCUGUGCUGUGUUAGAGAGAAGUGGACUGUUGCACUGGUGCUGGAAUGUUGUUGCAUAUGACUCAUUUUUUUACUGCACUGCACCACUGUCGGGAUAUUCUUGCAACUCCGUGAAUAUGUGCAGUGUAUGCACACAGGUCAUUCUCCGGUAACUGGGAAAUGUCCUGCGGUAUGACAUAACUCGUGUGGGUCGGUAGCGGCACCGUUUUAACAGGCUCCGCCACAUGAGAUGAAUAGUCCAGGGCCCAAUGCCACUCCAGGUGCGAUGUGGGAUACAGGCUAUUUUGACUAUUACAAAUGGAAGACCAGCAACCACAGCUCGGCAGACCACAGUGAGUUGGACAAAUGUGAAUAUUUGAGUGGGCUGCCAUGGCCAAGGAAAGAUUUCAUUCGAGAUGGACGUCCCCUGCUCAACAGCCAUAGCCAUAACCACAACCAUAACCACAACCACAACCAUAACCAUAACCAAGGCGGGCUGAACAACCAGGAGAACAUCAACCAUGGCCAGGACAUGCACCGCGCCAGCACCAACAGCACAGGCAGCUACGGCAAGGGCAGCAGCUCUGGCAGUCUCAGCAACACAUCAACCCCAACACACACCCCCAACACACCCCUGGUUGUCCCCCAGCCCGUCAAACCGAACCGGGCUAACAAGACGUACCAGUGUAAGAUGUGUGACCAGAUCUUCACGACCAAGUCGGACAUGCUCAUACACUGCCAACAGAUCCACAAACAGGACCCGAAGCCUUACAAGUGUCCAACCUGCUCAAAGUGUUUCGCCAACUCGUCGUACCUGUCCCAGCAUGCGCGCAUCCAUUCGGGCAUCAAGCCGUACAAGUGCGAAAUCUGCGAGCGCAAGUUCACGCAGCUGUCGCACCUCCAGCAGCACAUCCGCACGCACACGGGUGAGAAGCCAUACAAGUGCAUGCACCCGGGGUGCGGGAAGGCCUUCUCGCAGCUCUCCAACCUGCAGUCACACUCCCGCAGCCACAUGACGGACAAGCCGUUCCGCUGCAACUCGUGCUACAAGUGCUACGCGGACGAGAACAGCCUGCGUGAGCACAUCCCGAAACACUCGGACACAAAGCACCUGAAGACCCACAUCUGCCACAUCUGCGGCAAGUCGUACACCCAGGAGACGUACCUGACGCGGCACAUGGUCAAGCACCAGACUGACGGCAAGAAGGUGGCCGCCCGGCCCAUCAAGACGGAGCCCAUGGAUCCGGGGGAGCGCGACUACGGUCGGUUGGCCGAUAAACCGCAGGAUGUGCCCCCGCUCGGCCCACAGUGUAAUAAGAGCGUUUCAUCGGCGUUCAUGCCGCUGACGCAGUUCGCCCCCAACGUCAGCAGCAGCAGCAGCAACGGCAGCCCCAGCUACCCAUACGGGCCAAGUCUGGGCGCCAACAGCCUGAGCUCCCCGCUCCCCCACAUCUCCUCCAUGGCGUCGCCGCGCUACUUCCCUUACGACCCCAUCGGGUUCCGGAAGACGGAUGCCCAAGAGCGCAACCUGAAUGUUCCGAUGACGAGUCGGGACAGCAUGAUCGCCAACAGCCUGUUGAGUCUGCAGCACAUCAAGAACUACGCCUCGCAGCAGAUGCCGAGCUUCACGCCGACCUGCACCACGGGAUCGCGGCUCACGUGAUUCCGUCGUCGCCCCCAGUUACACACUGCUACGCCGUAGCAACAGGGUAAGGUUGAUCGUCGUAACGUGACCUCCUUGGUUUAAUUAAGGAAGCAUGGUGACGUCAGUGGAGUUCAAGUGGUGUGACAUUUGGUGCAGAUUUUUUAAUGCCUGAUCUUCAGUCUUCAAACGUGGUCUGUGGUCACGUGGUCUAUAUGGUCACGUGGUCUAUGCAGUCACAUGGUCUAUACGGUCACGUGGUCUAUACGGUCACGUGGUCUAUAUGGUCUUGUGGUCUAUAUGGUCACGUGGUCUAUAUGGUCAUGUGAAGAUUCGUAGAUUUGGGUUCAUUGUGUUCUUGAAGGUAACCAGCAUUGUGCUUCUGAAGACAAACUUCGUUGUGUCACAUUUUAUGUGAAAUAAAGUUCAUUGUUUAGCAUUGUGCAUCAUGGAGACAAUUAUUGUUGUUUAAAACUUUGUGUGAAAUACAUUUUAUCAUGUAAUGACAAGAUAAAUUCAUCUGUGACAUUUUGUGUGAAAUAUGAUUUAUCAUGUAAUGACAAGAAAACUUCAUCUGUGACAUUUUGUGUGAAAUACAUUUUAUCAUGUAAUGACAAGACAAAUUCAUCUGUGACAUUUUGUGUGAAAUACUUUGUUAUCAUUCAUCUGUGACAUUUUGUGUGAAAUACAUUUUAUCAUGUAGGAAGUACAUGUAAUGGUAAGAAAUUUCUUGUGACAUUUUAUGUUUUAGUACAUUUUAUCAUGUAGGAACAUAUGACAAAAAAAUCAUCUGUGACAUUUUGUGUGAAAUACAUUUUAUCAUGUAGGAAGUAAAGUAAAAAAAUUCAUCUGUGACAUUUUGUGUGAAAUAAAUGUUAUCAUCUAGCACUUAAAACAAGAAAAAUUCAUCCGUGACAUUUUGUGUGAAAUACACUUUAUCGUUUAGCAACUUGUGAAAAGAUAAAAAAAUCAUUUAUGACUUUUUGUGUGAACUUCAUUGUGUGUCAAUCAUCUAUUUUGUUUUACUUUGUAGAAACUUGUGUAUAAAUUAAGUAUAACAUUGUUCGGAGCUCAUAUUCGAUAUGAACGAACCUGUGGUUGUAUUAAUGAUAUUGUAUUUACAUAUAAUGUAUGUAAAUGUGUUGAACAGUUCCUGAGAGUUAUUUCAGAUUUGUGUGACAAUAGCUCAUGAUAUUAAUCAUGCAUGUGACUAUAAAUAAGUUUAUGUUGUAUGUACGUAUGUACGUAUGUCACUACACGUAGGUAGUCUUGGUAGCGAUGGUGAAAUAACCAUCACUGCAAUUUUUGAUAACAUCAAAAGAGAUUUGUUUUUAUUUCCGGUUUUGGGGUUAGCAUAUCGAGGAAAAUGUGACAUUGAUCAUUUGUGAAUAGAAUUCUUGACUGACAUACCGUAAAUCCUUGAAUAUAGACUGGGUCUUAACUGAAAGUCUUGGUUUAAAACAAAUCAUGUGACUGAAGUAAUCCAGGCUAAGUUUUGAUGCUAAUUAAUCUUGGAUACUUUAGUUAUCAAACUGACAAUCCUAAUAACAGAUAGUGAGAAAGGAAAUGAACACAUGCUGGUUUCAGGGGUCAUAACCACCUCCUGCUCAAAGUGAAAAUUCUUUUUAUAGAUAUAUUAUCCAGGGAGCAUGACUCGAACCACCUUCCCACAUUCUUUACUGCACUUGUAGUUGUGCUUAUACCGAACAGCAGCAAGGGAUUUAUUAUAAGUACCUUCCCAGAGACAGGAUAUCACAUACCACAGCCUUAGAUAUACCAGUAACCAUUAAUGGUUAAAAACAAACAAAACCCAAUAGGUCUUUAGAGGAUUGCUGCAUGUACUACUAAUCUAUAUGUACCCUAUACCAGCAAUAUCAACUGAUAACUUUAUGGGAGUUCUCCUUUGUGAAAGUCGUCAGUGAAUAGAGACUGUAUAGGUGGUGUAGAAUGCAUGUCUGAGGUGUAGUGGGUGGCAGGAUCAAUUGCUGUCAGUGGCCUUUGGCUAUUACCCAUCUCAUCCAGUUUCCCACAACUGGUACAUAUAAAUCCAAGGUAUGUGCUGUGCCGUCUAUGGGAAAGUGACUGUAAAACAUCCACGAUUGCUUUAUAAGUAAGAGUACCCAAUGUGGUGGUUUCCUAGUUAUUUCACUGUCUUGACCAAAAGCCAAAUUACCAUACUUUUGACAGUUUAAAACGUGCAGAUGAGUUGUUAAACAAUUCAUUUCAGUAGGAGUAUGUAGCCCAUGUGGGCAUUUUCUAUCUCACUCUCUCAAUCAAAAUUGAAAAUUACCAUAUGUUAGACACCAAACAGCCAGAAUUUAAAAUGUGCUGAGGUGUCAUUAAACAAAUAUUCCUUUUCUUUUAUUUAUCUUCCGAGUUAUAGACUUGUGGCUUCUGUGCAAGGAUUUACGGUAAAUAUAAUGUCACCUGGAAUUAAGUGUAGAUACUGUAUUAUUAUUGUUAAUAUAUCUGUGCACAUUAACAUGACAUUAGAGUUUGACCGGUGAUCACUUGAUGUUAGGAUCCUCAUCUUUAUAUCUUCUCACACACAUCAUCAUCAUCCACUGCCCAUACUAAUCACAAGCUUUGUAAAUAUGGGUCAAAUGUAGCACAAACAUCAAAGUAGGCUAAUUAACGAGUAAUGCAUGUUUCAGUAGUUUUUCAACACUCUUUUAUUUAAGGAGUCAUUUAUUUGAUUUUACUUUCAUCCUGGACUGUCAAAAGUUGCUCCUGGGAUGGAUGUGCCUGAAAAUUAAUUUGAUACAAACACAUUAAUACAUAUGACUAUGAUUUUUAUUUUCAUGAAGAUAUACAUAUGGGAGGAUCAUUAGCAAUGAAUGAGAUGAAAAAUAAAAUGAUGGGAAUAGAUGGUAAUGAAUAAACAUAAUGUUUUUCUUUUUUUUACUUAAAAAAAUAUGAUACAGUGAACAUGAUAAAAAGGGGACAUAAUUUUCUUUUCUUUUUUAUGGAAAAGCUUAAAGGUUCUUUUAAGUACAACCACAUGUAAAUGGAAAAUUAAGGGUAAGGACAUAACAAAAUAAAUGAUAGAUUGUCAUUAAACAAAAUUUAAUUGGGGGUGAGGGCUAAAUUUGAUUUAAGAUUUUCAGAAUAUUGAAAAUGCUGCACAUUGAGCAAAAAAAAAGUAAAAUGUUUACAAACUUAGUUCUUUCACAACAAGCUUGAGGUUUUAAAAAACAAUUUUUAAUAUCUGAAAUAUGUAAUUAUACCACUUUCGAUAUAUUUACCAUCAAAGUAAAUGUAAUCGUUAAAAUUGGUAAACUUUCAGAUUUAGAAUUUGCAUAAAUCUUGUUGCAAAUUAUUUCAUAACAUAAUGGACUAACCACAAAGAAAGAUACAGAGAAGGCAAACAAAUGUUUUCUAUGUUUGAGUUGUGUAAUAUUUAUUAAUGGCAAAGAGGUCUCAGUUAAGUGACCCUUCCUUACUGAAAGUCUUUUACUCCAGAAGCCAACAGUUUACUGGAGAUGCCAAUUGUCUGUGGACAUUCAGUGUUCAAGAUAAUCAUAAACACAGCAUUUUUAAGAAUAAAAUUAUAUUUUGUAAGAAGGGAAAACAAAAUUAUACAGUUACGGUCAUGAUUCAUUAAGUUCUUCAUAUAUUUCUUUUAUGAAAAUAGACUGGUUUUUAGUACUAGUUUCCACACAUUACCAUUCAUCAUCUUAAAAAAAUUAAUUCUACAUUGGUUCUGUUACCAGUCUAUGAUUCAUCAUCUUUUAAAAUUAAUUCUACAUUGGUUCUGUAACGUUACCAGUCUACUAUAGUGUCAUUGGUUAUUGUUUUAUUGCUUCCACUGACUCACAGUCCUGUGAUUAUAUUACAUAGUUGUCGUUAUCCGUAUGUUGUUUGUUUUGACUUGUUUUUGUUUGUCAUUGAUAUUAAAAAAGACUUGAAUGUGCUGUGGUCAUGGCAGUUCACCAUUUUAAAGAAAUGUUAUUUGGAUUUAUGUGAAAUUGCAUGUACAAAAAACUUUAUGACAAAUGGCACCUGUUUGCUCAAGUUGGUAUACAUUUGAUAUGGAACAUUGCAGAUUUUCAUAAUGGUUUGUACGCAGUGCAUUGUUUUUGUUGAAGGUUUUAAAGUUUAAAGGCUCUUGGACCUCUUACAAUUCAUUAUAAAAUAUUUCUUACUAAAACUUAGCUUUUCUGCUGGAAAUAUACUGAAUUUCUUCAUAUCGAGUCAUGUGAAUUGUUUUUGCUAUAAAUUUGUUUGGCAGUUUCCAACCCAUACUGUUGAAAUUUUAUUUAAAAAUGAGUAAUUACUUACAUAAACUUUUAUGUUAAUGUUCAGCUAAAACAUUUUUAAUGAUGUGACAUCCAGACUGUUGAAUAGAAUGUAGUUUUAAUAAGUAGUCACAAACUGUCCUCAAUGUUAUUCAAAUUUUGGGGCACACUAAAUGGUCACCAAUAUUACCAAAAUUAUAAUUAAACCUAAAUGGUCAACUAAUAUUACCCAAAUUGUUCUGCACUAAAUGGUCACCAAUAUUGCCCAUAUUUUGUUGCAAACUAAAUUGUCACAAGUAUUACCCUAAUUUUGUUGCACACUAAAUGAUCACCUAUAUAACAAACAUUUUAAAGCAUACUAAAUGGUCAACAAUAUUACCACAAUUUUGUUGCGCACUAAAUGGUCACUAAUAUAACAAACAUUUUAAAGCAUACUAAAUGGUCAACAAUAUUACCCAAAUUUUGAGGCAUACUAAAUAGUCACCAAUAUUACCCAAAUUGUGAAGCCAUGCACUAAAUGGUCAUUAAUUAUCACCCACAUUUUUGAAGCAUACUAAAUGGUCCCCAAUAUUACCCAAAUUUUGAUGCACUCUAAAUGGUCACAUGUAAACAGACCUGAGAUUGACUAAACUUUAAGAUGAACAGAAAUGCAUUAUAUUCUAAACAAGACACUGAAAGCUUUAAUGAGAGAUAUCUUAUACAUUUGUAAGAGGAACAUGAACCUUUAAGAUUAGGGCUUUUUUAAUGCUUUAUUUUCAGAUAUAAAAUGGACACACAGUCAAAACGGUCAGUGAAAACUACCUAUUCAGACUUAGCCACAACGAGCUGGUAUCUUUCACAGUCAAGUAACAUUAUCCAGUGACUUUAUCUAUCUGAAGUACAUUUAAAGGCAGGUGGUUGUUAUAGAAGGUAUGCCAUCUAGCCAGGUUUAACUGUAUAUGAAAUAUUCGUAAUAUACCAGUUACCAUUAGUUACAGAGUCUGGGAUUGAAUAAUCAUGAAUGUUGUACAAACAGUUAAAAUGUAUUUAAUGGUGUAUUAACAAUAACAACUGAUAGAUGUUAUUUUUUUUUUUUUUAGAAUAUGAAUGCAGUACUUGCAUUACAAACAAUACUAAGUAUUCCAUGGUACAUUGAGUAAAAUUUGCAUUGUAUAUUUAUUGACUUUGACAUUAGAUAUGUAUACAAAUAUUCACAUAUCAGCUGCAUUAAUUGUUUAAAUUAAUAUCAGAUUUCGAGUUAAAAACUCUCUUCAGUUUUCAUCCACAUUUCAAUGGAUAGUAGCAUAAAUGCAAAGUUUUUCUUUAGAUCGGGGGCCUACUUCACUAAACUCUCACAGCUUUGCAAUAUCGUACCGGCCUCGGUGGCGUCGUGGCAGGCCAUCGGUCUACAGGCUGGUAGGUACUGGGUUCGGAUCCCAGUCAAGGCAUGGGAUUUUUA